CGUCAUGUUUUAGCAGCGAGUCUGUUUAGUCUGCUAGUCGACGCAAGACGCCCUGGAGGAGAAAAGAGAGGGGUCUACACACCAGACAAUUCAAGAGGGCUUUUACUGAACAACUUCUUAAGAGCCCCGUCUGUUACGGAGCGAGAGGAGGAUACGUCCCGCCCAUCCCGUCAACGCGAAGUGAUAUUCAAGCGCAUCAUUGAGGCCAACCAGAUACGUGGACUGUUCCGUACCCUGAGACUAGGAGGAGGAGGCGUAGACCUCUUUCAAGGUGACAUCGUUGCCACUCAAUCCAUGCGUAAGGCAAUCCGAAACAGCCGACACAGGGAUACCAUCAAACUUAGCCGACGCGCACGAAGGGCGCGCAAGCAUCACCGGGGCAAGAGAGCGGCUGCUUCUAGCGAUAACCAGAAAUGGCCUAGGAACACAUUGGGAGAAGUCCACGUGCCGUAUGUGAUCGAAGCUUCGAUUGGUGCAAAUGCAAGAAAUGAAAUUCUGUCUGCGAUGAACCACUGGACUAGUAACGUCCCUUGCAUCAGAUUCGUGCAGAGAACAACAGAGGUGGACUAUGUCAGCUUUUUCGCCGGCAUCGGCUGCUACUCUGACGUAGGACGGAUCGGUCGCAAGCAGAGGAUUUCGAUAGGUCCCGGAUGCGAGUACAUGGGUGUGGUCGCGCAUGAGAUAGGUCACGCGCUUGGGUUUUGGCACGAGCAGUCUCGUCCGGACCGCGACCAACAUGUCCAAAUUAUCUGGCAAAACAUCCAGACAGGUUACGCAGAUGACUUCAAAAAGCUCGACUCUGCUGUCGUCAACAGCCAUGGCAUGGGGUACGAUAUUGAUAGCCUGAUGCAUUAUGGACCGGAUGCAUUCGCCAAGUCUCCUGGACUCCACACCAUCGUUAAACGAAGCGACGGCAGCACGAACUUCGGGCAGAAGAAUGGGCUUAGUCCUAACGACAUCUUACAGGCCAAGCUGAUGUACUGUAGAACCAACGAGCUGUUGUAG
Nematostella vectensis (starlet sea anemone) is the source of this 1005-nucleotide messenger RNA. RefSeq names its product hatching enzyme 1.2. The transcript is spliced from 8 exons. Gene Ontology annotation, biological process: proteolysis. The record is from RefSeq and is a predicted model, not a curated record. Bases 295 to 1005 code for a protein of 236 amino acids. Gene Ontology annotation, molecular function: zinc ion binding; metalloendopeptidase activity. NCBI's taxonomy places the organism in Eukaryota, Metazoa, Cnidaria, Anthozoa, Actiniaria, Edwardsiidae.